AUGGUCGGCCCUGUGACUUACGAUGGCUUUGUUGACUAUAUGCGAUCGGUCGGCAAGGCAAAACACAAAAGGGUCGAUCGAGUUCUUUUCCAUGAUCCUCCACCCGACUACUGGACUGGUGCUCGACUAUAUCGACUUCAGGAAACGGUUCGGUACGUCAUCCUCGGACCAUGGGACUGGCGCGCAAUAGAACGAAUCUUGAUGAUCCAUAUUUUUACCGAUGACUGGCUGGACUCACUAAAUUGGGACGAGCAUCCUCUUCCCUCUAUCCUGGAGGAUGUUUGGGAUUACCAAUGGCACGACGAUCCCGAAGAUGGCCUUGGCUGGACUAGAUCGCUCCAGAGCUAUAUGGCUCGACACGGUCAUCCGGUUGACCAAUGGGAUGUCCCGAUCCGCGAAGGCGAUCCGAUCUCCAUGGUUCAAAUAGACGCCGCGGCGCGGUCAUUCGUUCACCAAUGGAUCGCUGGGUCUCGCCUCUUCACCGAGGAUCAAGAUACGACCGGUUCCUUUACUCCAAGUCGAGCCAUGUCUCCCGUCUCCUCCAGAUCGAAUAGUCCUGAGCCUUCAGAGAUGGACUUCAAAUCUCUGACCAAGCUGGGAAUCGAAGAAGCGGCUCUUCUUCCUCCAAAUGGAGUCGAUCCCGACUCCAAUCCCGAGUUCUUAGGUGACGGAACUUUGUAUAAGGCCGAACUUCGCUGCGCAAAAUGCCUUAAGAGCCGAGGAAAAACCACAAUCCCGUGCUUCGUCCAGGAUGGACUGACUGCAUGUGCCGAAUGCAACCGCAAAAGAGUCGGUUGCAGCUUCGUUAAGGACCACCCGACUGCUAGUCGAUCGAGGACUAGAAAGAAUCUACCCAGAAGAAUCUCUCCUGAGAUCGGCUUGCCCGGGGACGAAGAGUUCGAGGAAUGGAGUGGGCUGGAAGAGGAACGAUCCGUCCAAGUCGAUCGAUCUUCCUCCGAGGAGAUUGAUGAAGACGUCAGAAUGACUGACGAAAAAUCGGACGAGAUCGAGGACAGUGAAGACAGCGAAGGGGAAGACGAAGAAGAAAAGGAGGAGGAGGAUGAAGAGGUCGAGGAGGAGGAGGACGAGGACGUCGAUAAGGAACCCCCUCGCAAGCGGCUCAGGACUUCUCCUGAGGUUGAGCUGCCCAGCCCUCUGAUCGGUCCUUCUCCUUUGACGGGCUUGUCCCACCUCGGUCCUCCCUCGACUGAAGCGUCAAGCUUCCCUUCGCCUCUCUCUUCGGCUCUUCGACCGGUCGAAGCUGGACCCGGGCCUUCCUCUGCAACCACUCACAUGCAACGGGUGAUUGAGUCUCAAGGCCGCACUCUGAACGAUCAAGCCGGUUUAAUCACCGCUCUUCAAUUGGAGCUUGAUCAACAGCGAUCAGCGUAUACGGCGCUCCAGGCUCAAGUAACGUCCUUGGAAGCGCAGAAUCAAUCGCUCCAGUAUCAACUCGGUCGUACUCAGGCUUCGAGUUCUUCGACCGGCAAGGGAGUUAGCGGUAAGGGGAAAGAUCGUGCCUUCUGA
Molecule: messenger RNA, 1527 nt
Organism: Rhodofomes roseus
Lineage: Eukaryota; Fungi; Basidiomycota; Agaricomycetes; Polyporales; Fomitopsidaceae
Exons: 8
Coding region: 1-1527 (508 amino acids)
Source: RefSeq, a predicted model, not a curated record